AUGGACCCCUUCUCACCCCAAGAGCAAGCAAAGGAUCGAGCUCAGAGGGAAUCUUCAAUCCUUGAUCUUCCUCAGUACGUGAUAAGCUAUAAUGAUGACCAUACUCUACAAUGGGAUCCUCCAGCCAGAUCCAAAGAAUUAUCUAUCGCUUUAAGCUAUCAUUUUCCAUUGGAGAGGGACCUUGAAAGUAAAAUGCAAGCUGCCACCAGGAAGUUCCUUCGAAAUGAACGACAAAAGACUUCAGAGGACUUCAAAAUGAAUGGAACCUCUGAGCAUCAUAAUAAUUCUGAUGAUUUACCCUUACAUAUGGACACAGAAGAUCAGGUCACGAGACCAACUUUGAAAGUACUGGAGUCAUCGUCACAUGUCAGAUCAGGAUCAACUGCAUCUCAUCGAAUCUCCAUGCCAGAAACUAGGACCCUUCAGUUCCUCGCAUGGGAUGCUGAUAUGAAGGAGUUUAGUCCUAGAAUAAAGAAAAGACGAUAUGAUAAGGAAGAACGUGUAAAAGUUGCAGCUAAUAGAGGAUUCGCAUGUGCUCGACAUAAGAAGCAAAAAAUGAAGGUAGACGAACAUCAUUCCCAGCUGAACAAACAACGGUUGAGUAAUUUAGAGACCAUGGCCGCAAAAGUUGAGGUUCAAUCGAAUGCAAAUAAGCGACAUUCCUCGUAUAUUCCGGACCCAGAGACUGCUAGUCAGAUGAACUACACGAUAGAUCCUGAGUCUCUAACUUUGAACUCAUCGCCUUCCUCAGAUCUGUCCCCAAGAUGGACAAUGUCCUCAUUUGUUGAUCCUGCGACACUUUACAAAUUAGAGGGCUUUCAUACGAGCGCUCAGUCAUUAGAUCUCCCGACACCCUCCCUCGAAUUUAGUUCCAGAUCACAUGACUCUAUUGGCUCUGUGUUAUCUACGAGUUCAGACAUGAAUUUUCUCGCCGGUUAUGAUGACAUGCAUUUUGAUAUCCCCGGCUACGAAGCAUAUCCUUGGUGGACACCAAAUGUCCAGUUAGACCCUGUCGGACCUACAUUCAAUGAUCUUAUGCCAAUAGAUCAACCUAUCACAAUUCCAGAUGCUCCACAAAUGGAGACGUUCCAAAUCGAGUAUGAAGAGCCCUCUCCAUUUGACCAAUCUUCAAUAGAACCUCCACAAGAACCGUUGAACUGGUCUCAAGAGAUGGUUUCUCUACCACAAAGCUAUACCAUAGACUCCGCUUCCGCUGCUCCACUUCGCCCAUCUUCGAGUCCAAUGGAAAACACAACGAUUCCAACCGAUGUACACCAGCACUGUCAACAAGACUUAAUGGAAUGGGAAUCAGCCCGUCCAUCAAGUGUUACUCAAGGAUACUUGUCCAAUAAUCUAGUCAAGCCAUUGACAAAUGAAGAAAAAAGAACACUUAUCAAAUGGUGGGGUAGAGAUCGAUCUUCCGAACAACCGGAGAGUAUUCGUGGUAGACAGAACUCUUAUGGGAGUCAAGUGUCGAACUGUGAUAUGGCUGAAAGUGAGGUCCAGCCUGGUAUGGGCGUUUGGAAGAAAGCAAGCCUUAGGGAGAAGGUCAAGACGGCUACAGUACAUGUACCACCGUUUCCGAGGGGUUUGUUCAGAAGUAGGUCGACAGGAAAAGAGAAGAAGCCGUAG
This is a messenger RNA of Sclerotinia borealis F-4128, 1632 nucleotides long. The record is from the annotation of a GenBank genome assembly. NCBI's taxonomy places the organism in Eukaryota, Fungi, Ascomycota, Leotiomycetes, Helotiales, Sclerotiniaceae.